Messenger RNA from Passer domesticus (house sparrow), 1373 nucleotides. Its product is annotated as transcription cofactor HES-6-like. Lineage: Eukaryota; Metazoa; Chordata; Aves; Passeriformes; Passeridae. The coding region runs from base 72 to 818 and encodes 248 amino acids. The record is from RefSeq and is a predicted model, not a curated record. Gene Ontology annotation, molecular function: DNA-binding transcription factor activity, RNA polymerase II-specific; protein dimerization activity; RNA polymerase II cis-regulatory region sequence-specific DNA binding. The transcript is spliced from 4 exons. Gene Ontology annotation, cellular component: nucleus. Gene Ontology annotation, biological process: regulation of transcription by RNA polymerase II; regulation of neurogenesis; anterior/posterior pattern specification.
GCUCAUUGACAUGCAAAUCAGGGGGUAUAAAGCGGGCGGCCCGGGGCGGGAGCGGAGGGAGCGGCGCGGCCAUGGCGCCGGGCAGGGAGCGCUCGCCGCACGGCGAGGGCUGCGCGGGGCCCCGCGGCGACCGGAGGACGAGGAAGCCGCUGGUGGAGAAGAAGCGCCGGGCGCGCAUCAACGAGAGCCUGCGGGAGCUGCGGCUGCUGCUGGCCGACAGCGAGUUUCAGGCGAAGCUGGAGAACGCGGAGGUGCUGGAGCGGACGGUGCGGCGGGUGCGGGCCGCGCUGGAGCGCCGCGCCCGCGCUGCCCCGGCAUCGACGCCACCACGGCCGCCGAGCUGCUCAACCACCUGCUGGAGUCCAUGCCCCUCAGCGAGGGCGGCUGCCCGGACUCGGUCACGGACGUUGUGGCGGAGCCGGCGCUCGGCCCCUGGCCCGCCGGAGCCCGCCCGGGCCCGGCCCUGCCCGCCCCCAGCGAAGAGAGCUGCUCCGAGUCGGACGAGGCGGAGGCCGGGCCGGGCCAGACCCCCACGGACGGACUGGACGCGCCCCAGACGCGGGGCCGGCCCUCGCCCGGCUCGCCCAGAUCCAUGUGGAGACCCUGGUAACGGCGGAGCGGAGUCAGCGCAGAGCGGCCCGUGCCGAGGGCGGGGUGCCCCGCGCACGCGUGUGUUGAGCGUGAGUGCCCGUGUGAGUGCCCGUCUGUCUGCGUGUGAGUGUCCGUCCGUCUGUCUGUCUGUGGGUGUCUGUGUGCGCGGCUGGCAGCGCUGUGACUGCCGACUCGGGCACUGUCGCUGUCACCCCCUGGCAGCCUAAUAGCGACCGCGUAAACAUUUCAUCCCCGUGCGUGUGUGGCAUUUUGUAACUUUGGGGUUUGCUCUUACGAGAGGAUGGGGGAGGAGGGAAGUGGUUUGUAGUAGCAAAGCUCUCUGGUGGAGACACAGCAGUUAUUUUAUAACCCUGUCUCUUUCUUCUUGGCCCUUAGAAGCGGCCCAAACACUGCUACCUUUUAAGAAAAAGCCCUUGUGCGUUUUGAAUCACGAUAGUUAAUUCCAGGAGAAGCUGGAGCUGAGUCUGCAUGCACGGUUUCAAGUGUUCUAGUGAUAGCACAGACCCCUGAAAGGUGUCUAUACCUGAUAGCAGCCUAAAGUCUCACCUUUAGGGAAGGGAGAGAAAACUAGAAACCUGGUGGAAUUAGACAAACAUUUUAAAAAGAUGUUGGUGGCAGGGUGCCUUUUAGAAAUGAGUGUCUUUAUGCACAUUUUGCUUUUAGCACAUUUGAGUUUAUUGUGACUUUAUGUAUAUUCGGGUGUCAAAUGUUUUUUUUAUUUUUAAUCUUUAAUAAAAAAAACCUGAAUUCACAACGUGGCA